AUGGCUUCAGAGUUGAGCUACCUGAAAUCGCUCGUGAACGAGCUCAACGAAAAAAUCAAGACGCUCGAGCAAGGCCUGCAGGGUCCAGCGGGCCCUGCAGGUUCUGCUGAGGGCAUACGUAUGAUCCUUGUCGGCCCGCCGGGUGCAGGGAAAGGGACGCAAGCGCCAAACAUUCUCAAGCGUUUCAACAACAUGGUGUGCCACCUCGCCACGGGAGAUCUCCUCCGCGAGCAGGUUGCUCAAGGUACGGAUCUCGGAAAACAGGCCAAGGCGAUCAUGGAAAGUGGUAGCCUGGUCAGUGACGAAAUCAUGGUAAACAUGAUCAAAGAGCAGCUUGAGAACAACAAAGACUGCCAGAAGGGCUUUGUCCUUGAUGGCUUCCCGCGCACCUCGGGACAGGCAGAGAAGCUUGAUUCGAUGCUUGCGAGGCGCAAGCAGAAAAUCGACAACGUCGUGGAGCUCCAAAUUCCUGACCAGCUGCUCAUCAGCCGUAUCCUCGGCCGUCUCGUCCACCCCGCAAGCGGCCGCAGCUACCACACUGAGUUCAACCCUCCCUCUGUUCCGAUGACGGACGAUGUCACUGGCGAGCCGCUCAUGCACCGCUCGGACGACAAUGAGGGGACGCUGUGUAAGCGCCUCAGUACGUACCACCAGCAAACCCGUGCUGUGACAGAGUACUACAAGCAGCGGGGUAUCUGGUCACCGAUUGACGCGACGCAGAAGCCCGCUGUUGUCUGGCAGUCGAUUUGUGCAAUCUUUGAUAAACCGAAGUGA
Malassezia vespertilionis is the source of this 774-nucleotide messenger RNA. RefSeq names its product adenylate kinase (gene ADK1). Gene Ontology annotation, molecular function: AMP kinase activity; ATP binding. The record is from RefSeq and is a predicted model, not a curated record. The coding region runs from base 1 to 774 and encodes 257 amino acids. Lineage: Eukaryota; Fungi; Basidiomycota; Malasseziomycetes; Malasseziales; Malasseziaceae. Gene Ontology annotation, cellular component: cytoplasm; mitochondrion. Gene Ontology annotation, biological process: ADP biosynthetic process. The transcript has a single exon.